Molecule: messenger RNA, 432 nt
Organism: Fusarium subglutinans
Lineage: Eukaryota; Fungi; Ascomycota; Sordariomycetes; Hypocreales; Nectriaceae
Exons: 2
Coding region: 1-432 (143 amino acids)
Source: RefSeq, a predicted model, not a curated record
AUGCCAGUUGGGGGAACCCGAAUCUUGUCUGCUGGGACCUCUGCCAACAUACCUGAGUCUUCGAAUCCAGUAACAACGAACACCAUGAAAGACUCGACUUCGUCAUGGGCUGCAUGGAGCGAACCUGCGGAAGAAAGCCCUGUUCCCAGCACACCGCCAACAAGUUGCUAUGACAAUCCUAGUUCUCCAAGUAGCCUCAAGGGCGUUGUGCCCAUUGCCGCAGCUCCUCCACAUCCAGCGAAAAAGGCAUUUCCUGGAGUACCUCUUAUACCCGGGGUAACCGGAAAACCACAAAGCCACUAUGGAAAGAGCAAUAUGGGCAAUGAGACGGCCGAAGCUAUAAACGUACACGACCUACCGGGCUUGGUGGCAAUGCAAGGCGGUGCCAGUGCUGCCCCCCAGGAAUGGGCGCGCCAUGAUAAGAUUACAUAG